Messenger RNA from Zingiber officinale, 1480 nucleotides. RefSeq names its product monoacylglycerol lipase-like. Gene Ontology annotation, cellular component: membrane. Gene Ontology annotation, molecular function: lipase activity. The transcript has 7 exons. The record is from RefSeq and is a predicted model, not a curated record. Lineage: Eukaryota; Viridiplantae; Streptophyta; Magnoliopsida; Zingiberales; Zingiberaceae. The coding region runs from base 184 to 1377 and encodes 397 amino acids.
CCAUGAGCCGACGCUUUCUCUUCCUCUCUCUCGUGGAUUCGAUUUUCUUCUCCUUCUUCGCCGCCGCCGCCGUCUUCGAAAUCCGGCGAGCAAAAGGUUGGAUUUUAAAUCGAUUCCUCCGAUUAAUUUAUCACCAGCGUUCGCGAUUUCCGAAUCUGGAUCGAAACGGAGGAGACGGUGGUAAUGGCGCAGCCGGGGAUGCUGACGUCCGGUGCGAGCGGCCGUAUCGCCGCCCUCUUGUCCCUCCGCGUCCUCGGUGGCCUUCUGAUCCUCCUUCGGGCGGCUGCCCUCCUUCUGCUCCUGCCGUUCCGGUGGCGCUCGGUCCCUGCGUCGGAGGUCGACGGCCGGCCGGAGGCGAGUAAGAAGGGCGGCCGCGGCGGGGUAGUGGUGAGGGUGCCGGCGGCGAUGUUGCCUCGGAGACAGAGGGAGCAGGAGGCGGCGUGGCGCAGGGCCCUGGCGAUCCGCCGGGUGAUGGAGGCGAGGCAGGAGGGACGGCUGGAAAGGGACUUUGCCUUGUUGACGACGGCGAGAGACGACACUCUUUUCACCCAGUCAUGGUCGCCUUUAAACAGGGAGACAAGGGGCUUGGUUGUUUUGUUGCAUGGACUGAACGAGCACAGUGGUAGAUAUGAUCACUUUGCAAAGAAGCUGAACGAUAAUGGUUUCAAAGUAUAUGCAAUGGAUUGGAUAGGGCACGGGGGAAGUGAUGGAUUGCAUGGGUACGUCCCUUCGCUCGAUUAUGCGGUGGCCGAUUUGAAAGCAUUUCUUCAAAAGGUUUUGGCAGAGAACAACAACACUACUACUACUAUUACUACUACUACUACCACCACACCUUGCUUUUGCUUUGGCCACUCGACCGGGGCAGCUAUUAUUCUCAAGGCGAUGUGUGAUCCUAAGAUACAAGGAUGGAUUAAGGGUAUUGUAUUGACAUCACCGGCGGUACAUGUUCAGCCUUCACACCCGAUAAUAAAGUUGCUAGCUCCAUUGUUCUGUCUUUUAGCCCCAAAGUACCAAUUUAGCAAUGCCAAUAAUAGCGCAUCGCCUGUUUCACGCGAUGCUGAAGCAGUUGAGAGCAAGUAUACCGACCCACUGGUGUUCACCGGCUCCAUCCGAGUCAAGACCGGUUAUGAGGUCUUGCGCUUGUCGGCCUACUUGAUGCAGAAUCUCUAUAGAGUUAAUGUCCCUUUCUUGGUGCUCCAUGGGACUUCUGAUGAUCUGACUGACCCCGAAGGUUCUCGAAGGUUGUUCGAUGAAGCUUCCUCGACCGACAAGUCCAUCAAACUCUACCCGGGGCUUCUACAUGAUCUUCUAAUCGAACCUGAAUGCGAUAAGAUAAUGACGGACAUCAUCGAUUGGUUUAGCUGCAGAGUCUGUUAAUUAUAGCUCUUGUUGUUGUUGUUGUUGCUGUUCUUAUUAUUGGUCGGUCGGUCUACGAUUGCGAAGAUAAACAAACUGCUAAUAUAUACCAUAAUCUACCAAA